AAAAAGUAAGAAUCAAUUAAAAAACAUCUGUCAAUAACAUAACCUCAAACUGAUUUUCAUAUAAAAGGUUACUAUAGUGGUUUAUCGAAGCAUCUGAUACUAAUUUUAGCAUUUAACGGGAAAUCAAUUUUAUUUCCAUGAAAAUGACUGACGAAAUCCAAAAGAAAUUUCAAAAAGAACUCGAAUUGUACAAUGGUGUGCAAAAAGAUAUUAAAAAGGCGAUAGGUCUGAAGCAGCAAUUAGACAGCCAGUUAAAUGAAAACAAAGCUGUAAAGGAAGAAUUAGCGCUAUUAAAGAAAGAUUCUGAAGUAUACAAACUGAUCGGGCCAGUUUUAGUAAAACAAGAUUUAGAUGAAGCGCGGACCAAUGUCAGCAAGCGUAUGGAAUACAUCAGUAAAGAGAUCAAAAGAACAGAUGAUCACAUAUCCGCGUUAGAGAACAAACAAGAGGCGCUGCAGGAGAACCUCAACAAGCUCAGGAAUGAUCUUGGGAAACUGAAGUUAAAAGCUUGAAAUUAAACAUCAUGAUUUAUUGCUAAAAUGUAAACCUAAUGCUAUAACGCCUUAAAUUAACAUAUUAUGUGUGUAAUAUUUUCCUAAUUAUAAAGUAUAGUAACUAUAUUUUGUUUUCUUUAGUGUUUGGAAACUUCAGAUAUUAUUCAUUAAAUAAAUAAAUUAGUAUCUUAGUAUGUGUGUUUACUAAAGGAUAUGGAUAGAAAAUAGAAAUACAUAUUUAUAAUAAGCAAUUAUUAGUAAAGUUCUAGUAGGUUUCCCACAAAUAUAACUUUUUAACCUGUUAAUACUUUAAAAAUUACUAAGCAAGAGUAGACUCUGAAAGGACUCUACAUCUUUUGUAAACAUAAAAGAUUACAAUAAGUACACAAUUAUGUUACUUUUAUUGUUAAAAAUCAAUUUAAUUAAAUACUAUUGUAUUCCUGGAUACUUAAGCUAAUAUAUUGGCCUACAAUGUGACACAUAAAAACAAAUGUGAAGAUGAAAGUGUACCUCAUCACAUGUAAAAAUGUAAGGUUACAUAUUAUCACCAUGACUGUACUUGUGUAUGGGAAAAGUGCAUUGCAAAAAGUACUUGCUCCCCCUGGAUUCAACAAAGUGCAAUAGAAACAUACAUUUGUAUAUAAGUAUGUUGAAUAAAUAGGAUUGGAUCAAAAGUUAAUACUUAAAAAAACUGGGUAUGCCCAUGCACACUCCUAAUACAAUUAUUGUCAUACAAUUUAUCUCCUCCAUUACCCACAGCAAUUAAAAGAAAAUUUCAAGUCAAGAUUUUAUUAGCAGUUGAAUACAUAGUUAAUGUUUUUUUUAAUUCAGUUUCUUUUAUAUCCAGCACCUAUGAAUGGUAACAUUAGUGACACGGAAUCUUGUACUAGAUUUUCACUACCUUAAUCCAUUUAAAAAAUAAACACUUUUUUAGAAA
Molecule: messenger RNA, 1431 nt
Organism: Manduca sexta (tobacco hornworm)
Lineage: Eukaryota; Metazoa; Arthropoda; Insecta; Lepidoptera; Sphingidae
Product: prefoldin subunit 6
Exons: 1
Coding region: 138-512 (124 amino acids)
Biological process (GO): protein folding; chaperone-mediated protein complex assembly
Cellular component (GO): cytoplasm; prefoldin complex
Molecular function (GO): protein-folding chaperone binding
Source: RefSeq, a predicted model, not a curated record